Monodelphis domestica (gray short-tailed opossum) is the source of this 7137-nucleotide messenger RNA. It is a transcript of the gene SCRT1, whose product is annotated as scratch family transcriptional repressor 1. Gene Ontology annotation, biological process: regulation of DNA-templated transcription. Gene Ontology annotation, molecular function: RNA polymerase II cis-regulatory region sequence-specific DNA binding; DNA-binding transcription factor activity, RNA polymerase II-specific. NCBI's taxonomy places the organism in Eukaryota, Metazoa, Chordata, Mammalia, Didelphimorphia, Didelphidae. The record is from RefSeq and is a predicted model, not a curated record.
GAGAUUCGGAGCGGGUGCUGGCCGUGGUGCUGAAAGGCGCAGCGUGCGCCCGCCCGCCCCGGCCCCAACCCGGGCCCCGGCCGCGCGGAGCCCCACGGGGCUAUGGGGGGCCACUGAGGGACCGUCGCUCCGCCCGCCCGCCGCGGCGGCGGGGCCCCGGGGGGGCCGGGGCCGGGCCUGGGAGGAGACCUGGGGGCAAAGCCGACCCCCCCAUAGACACACUCCUGUCCGAGGGCUGGGACGGGAGGAGGAGAAAGAGGGGAGGAAAGAAGGAGGGGGAAAGAAGGAGAGAAGGAGGAGGAGAGAAGGAGAGGAGAGAAGUAGUAGGAGGAGGAGAGAAAGAGGAGGAGGAGGAGAGGAGGCGGCGGCGCACGCCACGGCGGCCUGGCGAGGAGCUGAGGCCGAAAGGAGCCGCUGGACGCUGUAUAAGAAGACGAGCCCCCAGCUCUGCCUGGCCCGCGGCCACCGCCCCGCGGAUGGUGAGGGGGCUCCGCGGCGGCCGCAGCCCCCUCGCGCCCGGCCCAGGCCCUAGCCCGGGCCGCCCUCCGUCCCCCGGCCCCGCAGAGGCCCCACAGCCCCGCAGGAACCAUGCCCAGAUCUUUCCUGGUCAAAAAGGUCAAACUUGAUGCGUUCUCCUCUUCUGACCUGGAGGGGCCUUAUGGCCGGGCACGAAGCGACCUCGGAACCCGGCUACCAGAGAAAGCAGGAUACCUCAGUGACUACAUCGCCCCAGCCGUGUACGAUGCCGCAGAUUCAGAUGCUUCCCUGCUCAAGGGCCCGUCCCAGGAGCCUAUGUAUGCAGCGGCCGUCCGCGGAGAGCUGGGCCCGCCUGCUGCUUCGGCCCCACCGCCUACCCCGCGACCAGAGCUGGCCACGGCUGCAGGAGGCUACAUCAAUGGUGAUGCAGCUGUCAGCGAGGGGUACGCUGCAGACUCCUUUUUCAUUACCGACGGCCGAUCUCGCCGCAAGGGCGCCAGCGCAGCCUCGGCCCAAGGCGGACCCGACGGCAGCAGCGGUGGAGGAGCAGGAGGAGGAGCCGGGAGUGGGGCGGGGUCCGGAGGGCGGGGUCAACAGGCAGGCGGGGCGGGACAGGGGUCCGAGGCGCGCGCUGGCCGGCACGCGUGCAGCGACUGCGGCAAGACGUACGCCACGUCGUCUAACCUGAGCCGGCACAAGCAGACGCACCGCAGCCUGGACAGCAAGUUGGCGCGCCGCUGUCCCACGUGCGGCAAGGUGUACGUGUCCAUGCCAGCCAUGGCUAUGCACCUGCUCACGCACGACCUGCGCCACAAGUGUGGUGUGUGUGGCAAGGCCUUCUCACGACCCUGGCUGUUGCAGGGCCACAUGCGCUCGCAUACUGGUGAGAAGCCUUUCGGCUGUGCGCACUGCGGUAAAGCCUUUGCUGACCGCUCCAAUUUGCGCGCGCACAUGCAGACGCACUCGGCCUUUAAGCACUUCCAGUGCAAGCGCUGCCACAAGGCCUUCGCCCUCAAGUCCUAUCUCAACAAACACUACGAGUCUGCCUGCUUCAAGGGCGGCAGCGCCGGAGGGGGAGCCGCGGAGGGAAGUGGGGGAGGGACCAUAAGCCCCCCGACUACGCCCGGCCCUGCGCCUCCCUCGGCAUCCUCCUCAGUGCACGGCCCGCCUCCUCUCAGCCCACUUCGGGCAUGAAGGGGGGGUUACCAGAGCUCCAUCUCCCUUCCCUCCUCUGGCAGCAAUAGGGGCCUGGGAGGAGAGAGCUGGGGUCCUCACCUGUCCUCUCAGCAAUAGGGCUCCCCUCCCCUGGGAAGAGGAAGGCAGUUUAGCCUCUGAUCUUUUCCAGGCUUCUGGCUGAAGGGUGUGGGGGGAGAGGUGUUCCCAAUUGAUCAGCAAUAGGGUCCCCGGAAAAGAUGGCCUCCGUUCUGGCCCCCUUUUCUGGGCUCCAGGCUAGGGAGGGAGCAUCCUCCACUAUUCAGCAAUAGGGUCCCUGAGGAAGGGAAAGGUGGCCUUGCCCCUGUCCCAGCUUCUGGACCCCAGGCUGGGGAGGGCACUCUUCCCCCCAAGGCGACCUCUUCUCUGUCUUCAUGUCUGUUUCCCCUCUUGAGGGCCCUUGACUGGGGAGGGGGGACCUCCCAAGGUGACCUCUCUCCUCUUCCCCACCCCCAUUUGGGGAAAAUGGGUGAGGAGGAUUUUGUCCCUACUACUCAGCAAUAGGGUUCCCUGGGAAGGUGAAUGCAGUCUCUGUUCUCUUCCCCCUUUAGGAACCGGUCUAGGAAAAGGAUCCCCCUUUCCCCCAUCUAAUAGAUGAUAGGGCCACAGAGAAGGUGGCUUGCCUUGAUCUCACCUAGUUCCCCCUUUUGAGACCUGGGCUGGAGAAGGGGACAAGUCCCUCAUUGCUCAGCAAUAGGGUACUGAUAGGCGACCUCUUGGUCCCUCUGUUCCCACUUUGGGGCAGGCUAGGGAUAGGAUCUGGGUAAGAGGUGUACAGGCCAUUAUUCAGCAAUAGGGUCUCCCUGGAAAGGUUCUGGCCUAUCUCCUAAGGGAAGCCCCAGGCUGGGGAAUGGGUAUCCCCCACUUCUUUCAGCAAUAGGGUCACCCAGGGAAACCUUCCCUGUCUGAAGUCCCCUAGGCUGGGAAAGUGUCACCCCCACCUCAGUGAUAGGGUCUCGGAGACAGCGCCUCCCCCAGCCACCUUGGGCCUUUACUGGCUGAAGGGGAUAUAGGGAAACUGGGUUGGGUUCGGCAGUCCACCUCCUUUAAGCAAUAGGCUACUGAGGCGGCGGUGCCCUGCCUCUGCCCUCUCCGAUCAGUAUCCCUCACAGGCUGGGGCCUAGGGACCUCCCAUCCUACCACCUUUUCCCCCAGCAAUAGGGUCACAGGGCCUCGUCCUCCCUCAGGGCCUUGCACAACUUGGGAGAGUGGCGGCUCCUUCUAGGGUCCACUAGACCCCAGGGGACUCCCAGCCCCAGGUUCCUCAAGGCUGAGUACCCCGGGACCGCCCCGCCCCCUGCCUGCAGGCUCAGGGAGGACUGUAGGACCCUGGGUCCAGCCUCCUCCUUUGUGGAGCCCCAGGGAGGACGAGGGGCUGGCAAGAGGGCAAUUUCCCCACAGUUCUCUGGGGAUUGGGACGCAGGGAGAUGAGGACUGGGAAGACCCCUCCCCUCAUCUCUCUAGCUCAGACCUGGAAGGGGCCAGUUCGGACCCCGCCCUCCCCUUCCUUCACCUCUGCCCUGCCUCCGCCCGCCAAAUCCGAACUCUUCCGGUCCAGCUACCUGGGCCCCCAGUCCCUGCUCCCCUUAACGAAUAAUAAUGACGCAUAUCGGAUCGCAUGGACUUAUCCGACCUUCCCUAGCCCUGGGUUCCUUCACCCUAUCCAAGCCCCAACCCCCUAGGCAUUAAAUGUCCCUGGGGAAGGCGGGGCAAACUGUAAUAGUGACGCUCACGUCGCCCACCCCCCUCCCCCACCACCUCUCAGUAUUCGCCUUGCGGGUAAAGCCCUGGGGGUUCAGGGGGGCUUCUCAAGCGCGUUGGGUUUAUUUAUUUCUGUUAUUUAUAUGUUGAUGAAUGGAUUGCACUCGGGUCGGGCUGUCCCGGUCCUUGCCCUGGGCUUUUCUGCGAGAAAGUUCCUGCUAAAACUUUCUUGCCCCCUCCUCCUAGAAUAGGCGCCCCCCCCCCCAACUCCGCUUCCUCGGAGCUCCGCCCCUCUGGCAGCUCUUCUCCCCCACAUGCAUCCCUCGUCAUCGGAGCUCCGCCCCUCUUAAAAAUCCUCCCCACAUGCUCCACUCUUUCCCAGGUCCCUACUCCAAUCUCGGAGCUCCGCCCCCGUCAGCUCUGUCCUUCAUCGGAGCUCCACCCAUACCUCCUUACAUACAGAUUCCUCCCCACCCCCAGAAACUCCAUUCACGUUCCGCCCUUCUCUCCUCCCACUCAGUUGCCAAUUUUUGCCCGUCUAUGCCAAAGCCUCGGCGGCGACCCCGCCCCCCCAGGGCCCCACCCCAUUGGCCGCCGCCGUUGUGACGUCACUGCAUGCAGCCCCGCCCUCCCUUCCCUGGGGCUGCCCCGCCCCCGCUCCUUUCCCUUCCUUCUUUACCCCCCUCCCUCCCCUUAGAUAGUCCGAUACCGACUAUAGAGCAAUAAUGCGCACUGCAUGCGAAGCUGCCGCCGCCUCUAGUGUUACAGAGAAUCAGGUACCCCCCCACUUCCCUCUCCCCCCAAGCCCGCCCCAGGCCCCGCCCCGCGCCGAUAUCAGGGACACUGCGCGAGGUGGGCGGGGGCCAUACGCGCAGACUUUCUCUACCCAUCCCACCCAUCCAAUAAUCCCUUGCCCUGGCUCCCAACCAAGGCCCCUUCGGCUGGCCCGGCGGCGGCGGGGGAGGCGACCACCAAGGGACAGACCCCAGAUUGGGGAGAGAGGCGGAGGACGCGCGCACACACACACGCGCACGCGCACACACACACACACAAACACACACACACACACGAAGACAAGGAGACAGAAAUGGACAUGGUCGCAAGGAGAGCGGAACAAGGAGGCAAUGAGACCAAUAAAAUCGGAUGGAAAGCCAGACAAGGGGACAGAAAUAAGGAGGCUCGAGAAAAUAAAGCAAGAGGCACAAAGGGAAACAAAAUACCACUUAACAGCUAAACUUCUCUGGUACACUGUGUUGGAGAAUGAUGUAUCUACCCUCACAGAGCUUGUAGUCUAGGAGAGGAUAAUGCAUCUGUUUCUUCCUCUUUUCUAAUUAGAAUAUUGGGGCACAAAUAGUAAGAUUGAAAAGAGAGGUUUGAGAAUUUCAAGGAUGGGGGAACACCCCUGCCUGAAGUGAAGAGACACUGAGUAAGAUGCAGAAGAGAAUCACCAAAAGAUGAAGGGGGGGGGGGGGGGGAAUGAUUUGGCAACAGCUUUCCUACUCCACACUGAGGUACUCAAGGCAGUGUAUUGUGUGGUGGAAAAAGUACAGCAAAUCAGGAGAACUGGGCUGGCUAUAGUUCCAAUCCUGUCACUCCUAGGUAUGACCUUGAGCAACUGGGCUUCUGUUUUUUUCCCCUGUAAAACGAGAGGCUUGUACUAGAUGGUGAAAAAGGACCCUUCUAGCUCUGAUGUACUGUGAUCCUUUGACACUAAAACCAGAUUGAGGACAAGAAUUCCUUUUUCAGUUACAAGUUGGAUUAGAUGGCUAUUGAGGUCCCUUCCAGCCCUGAAAUUCUGCAAUGACAAGACACUGAGCUGUAUGGAGAUCUGGAUGGACAUAGAGGCACGCAGACAGUAGGACUAGAAAAAAAUGUAUGGAAAAAUAGAAAUACUCAGAAAUAAACACUAACACAGAUUUGACUCCCUCACACACACUGUCAUACAUAUAGCCACCACCUCAACUUCUUUGAGAGAUGAGGUUUCCAACUCUAGGAACCCCAGGAGGAGGGUUUGGGGAAGUGCAGAGACCUCCGCUCCUCUGCCUUAGGUUCACCCAUCACUACAUGAUGCACCCAGGGAUACAAUUGUAUAGCAGAACACAAUCACAGCAUUCUCCCCUGCCCACCCCCCCCCCAUCACAAUCCUCUCCCCCAAUUACUACCAUGUACAUAGGCACAGAUACAUGGUGGUAGAUAUGCAUACACAUUCAUUCAUUUACUCAACUGGUGCUUGGCUCCAGAGGGCAGAAUUGGGAGGAAAGGAGUUGAUAUAUCACAGAGAGGCAGAUGUCCCCUUGAUGUGAGGGAAAAGGCCAUUUCUAAAGAUUGGAACUGUCCUAAAGGGGAAUGGCUGCCCUGUGAGGAAGUGAACUCCCUGUCACUGAAAGUCUUCAAUCAGGAGUCUGGAUGCAUUUGCUAGAGUUAAUUAUAGAGAGGAUUCCAGCUCAUGUUCAGGCUGGGCUAAUUGGAGCCGAUGUUUCUAGAACAUUUUAUGGUUUACAAAGUAUUUGACAUCCAUACAUUGUCUUACUUGUUUAUUCCUCAUCAUACCCCUGUGGAGUAGGUACUGCAAGUAUUCUACUCAUUCUACAAAUGAGGAAACUCACACAGAUAGUAUGUGCUGGAGGUGGGAUUCACUAGACCACCUCCUCCAAGAUCCAGUGUUCACUCCACGUCAGCUGCGGCUCUCUCAGCUCAGAGAUUCUAUCAUCUUCAUAGAACAUUCACCUAGCCUAAGCCUGCAUUAGCUACUAAAGGAGACAUAAAAAGAAGCUAAGAUAUGGUCCUUGCCCUCAAGGAGCUUCCAAUCUCAUUCCAUCACAAUGACACAUAGCAAGGAGGCUAUACAUCCACUUUACAUAUUCAAGCACAGCCAGAUAGUCUUCCAGCCUGCAUGACACCCAGACAAGCCACACAGAGGCACACCAACACAGCUGUACAUGGAACACAGGAACAUACACAAACACACACAAACAUGCCCAGGAACACUACCACAGUCAUAUACAUACACACAACACACAGUGGCACGGGUCUCUUGGCAAACAGUCACUUGGUAUAUGCAUGCACGCGCGCGGACGCACACGCACACACACACACACACACACACAUCAGGACCUCUCUGGGCCCCUCCCUACCUCCCCUGUGUUCCUCCUCUGUGCUUGCACACACAUUGGUCUACCUACUUACCUAAGCAGUGAGCAGGUCUCACAGCCGCUGGGCCAGGCCAGGGACCCCCUUUCCCCAAUGCCUUGCCCCCCCCUUCCUACCGUGGAAAGCCAUGGGUCCCUCCUUCUCUUCCCUCCCCAAGUCCCCAUCUCUGAAUCAGCACAAUAUCCCACCUUAGCGAAUUCAGGUAGAAGGAACGUGUAUAGGUAGCACCUCUGUUUUUGUACUGACUGCAACAGGCCCCGGGGCCACCCAGCGUGAGUGGGAGAGCUAGGGCUGAGAGGGGACAGGGCAGCUGUGCCCUCCCCCUGUUUCCCUCUGCAGCACAUGACUCCCUUCCCUUCCCCCUUCCUUGUACAUACUCCCCUGCCCUGCCCCGACAGGCUGGGAUUUUUACGUGGGCCGUCCCCCUCCUCCCCUCCGCCUGACUCCUCAUGCCCCGCUUUUGGGGCUGCGGCCCGGGGGGCUCGGGGCCGGCCGGACAGACGGACGGACGGACAGACCUCCUUCCUAAGCACAAUAGCACCAGCUCCCCGGAGCACCGCACCUCCAAGAGGAGAAUAAACGCGACUCUUGAUAGAA